Heteronotia binoei (common prickly gecko) is the source of this 892-nucleotide messenger RNA. RefSeq names its product proteasome assembly chaperone 3 (gene PSMG3). The transcript is spliced from 3 exons. The record is from RefSeq and is a predicted model, not a curated record. Lineage: Eukaryota; Metazoa; Chordata; Lepidosauria; Squamata; Gekkonidae. The coding region runs from base 352 to 720 and encodes 122 amino acids. Gene Ontology annotation, biological process: proteasome assembly.
GGGGCGGGGGUGGAGGUCGCCUGUGCAAAGCCGGCCGCGUAUGAACUCGCCUGGCCGUCGCGCACAGCUCACUCCGCGUUGCAAGGCACCUGCGCCUCCGAGAACAGGCAGGCGUUCCACCGGUGGGGCUGUCUCAAGACCUUUGCAGAAGAGGAGGGGGAUCUGCUCCACCAGUAGGGGUGCCCGCUCUGGGUUGGGAACGGCCUGAAGAUUGAGCGCGGGGUGGGGAAGGACUUCAACGCCCAUAGAGUCCACCUUCCAUUUUCUCCAGGUGCAGUGGUCUCUGUCGCCUGGAGAUCAGUUGUUGUCAGUCUUCCCUCUACGCUGCAGAGUCGUCUAAAAGUUGUCACCAUGGCCACCAAACCCAUCCUGGACUCGAAGCAGACCGAGGCGGUGGUGCAGGGUAUCCGGACAGAAGUGGUGUGCACGGCUUUCGCCAACAUGCUCCUCGUGGUGGUGACGCAGUACGGGAAGAUGGGCACCCUCGUCUCGGUGGAGCCUGACCUGGUGGCUGACGGUAUCAGCAAACCAUUGAUCACUACCAAAGUCCUUCUCGGCAAGGAUGAGCCUCUCGCCCACAUCUGUGUCAAACAUCUGGUGACGUCCAUCUCUCAGGAAGCUGGGAACAAGCCCGUUCUCCUCGCCAUGGCUUUGAAGGACAAAAGCAUCGAGGGAAUCCAGACUCUGCGGGAGGUGAUCCAGAAGUGCAGGGUGUGGUGAGCACGCACUGCCAACACAGGAGAAAUUUCUCCUGGCUGAGGCAGGUAGACUUCGACCCGUCUGGGUUUGACCUGCCUGCAUUGGAUUUGCAGUAGGGGAGAAGCACAGACCCCCGAAGAGCUCAAAUGCCAUUUUCAAGAUAGAGAUUAAAAAAUUCAUCUGCCCUCUGGAA